GGCCCCGCCCCUCACGGUGAACACGUACUGACGCUUUUCCACGUCGCAGUUCUGUCUCACAGGCGAGCUCCCUGCGUAUGUAUGCGUGUCUCCAGCUAGGCCAGAGAGUGAUGGCGGCGCCCGUCCUAAGAGUGUCCACCCCUCGGUGGGAAAGAAUAGCUAGGCUUCUCGUUUGCCUUUUAGGCAUACUGUUGUCUCUAUAUGCCUUUCACGUCGAGAGGGAAAAGGCUCGGGAUCCGAGUUAUAAGGCUAUGUGCGACGUCAGCAGCUCCAUCAGCUGUUCAAAAGUGUUCAGCUCAAGGUGGGGUCGAGGAUUCGGACUCUUGGGCUCAAUUUUUGGAAAUGACAGCGCACUGAACCAGCCGAACAGUGUCUACGGGAUUGUCUUUUAUGCCUUUCAGCUUCUACUAGGAAUGACUGUCAGUGCAAUGGCCGCCCUCAUUCUCAUGACGACAUCCAUCUUGUCGGUGGUGGGCUCGCUCUACCUGGGCUACAUCCUCUACUUUGUCCUAAAGGACUUCUGCGUCAUCUGCAUCACCACAUAUGCGCUGAACUUCAUUCUCUUUAUUCUCAACUACAAGCGACUGGUUUACUUGAACGAGGCCUGGAAGCAGCAGCUGCAGGCCAAGCAGGACUAAGCUGUCGAGAACGGCAAGAAAAAUCCGAUAAACAAACAAACAAACGACGACGAAAAAAAAAAAGAAAUGUGACCUCUGAACAUUUGACUUGCCACCAGGAGACCUUGCUUCCAAAACAAUGUUUAUUCUGCUGUGUGUUUAAAAAGAAAAAAAAAAUGAAGAAAUUUAACUUAAAUGUUGGGCCUGACAUCUCAAUGUUGCAAACACGGAAGGAUUCCUAAGUGGAAAGCUGAUUUUUCUUUUAAUUUCGUUUUCCUUGUUUAACAUUGUACUCACUUAAGGAAGGGGCUGGCUGUGUGUGCGCGUGGGGGAAAACGCAUCGGGCCGAGCAAGCAGAGGCAGAGCGAAGGAGGACGGCUCUCUUUUUGAACAAAAAAAAAAAAAAGGAUCGCAGAACGGAAGACAAAACAGGACAUUAAAGGGGUUUACUUGAAAUGGUUAGAGAGGUCCUAAUACUGCACAGCGGAUCUGCACUAAAACUCGGAACCGAAUAAUGGCUCCCAAAAUUAGAAGAAGAAGAAAAAAAACACUCAUUAGAUCAUCUUACAGUUUGCAGAUGAGGUUCUAUGGCGGGGAUGGGGUGGGGGGAGGGGCAGAACGAUUAACAUUUAUACAGAGUAGGUUUUUUUUUUUUCCAUGUUUACACUUCGUAGAGGGUUUCUUUGUGAAGAGGACCACUAAAAAUUAAACGGGACAAUGUGAGAUAUUGUGUGUAGAUCUUUUUUUUUUUUUUUUGCAAUUCUGUAAAUAGCUGCUGAGCAAUAUUCCAGGCUAGAUUGUGAUUUAGUGUUGACACAAAACCUUUAAGACAAAAAAACAAACAGCAUUUUUAAAAAGCGGGAGAUAAAACAUUAGUCAAUCUGGAACAAAAACAUCGAUCGAGGUCACAGUGUGGUGGUGGUGGAGGAGGAGGAGGAGACGUGCUGAAGAUGUGCUCGGGACAUCUUCCGUCCUGUAAUCCUGGUGAGGCGUGCAGUUCAGAGUUGUGUGGAUUUCUUUCUUGUACGUGGUUAUCGUCUCAUCCGGGAGCCACCGACACAAGUCUUUUAAAAAGCAGAACUGUAGGUUCUUUUCACCGAGUUUGCAUACAGGCACCCUCACUCUUUAUUUUUUGUGUUAUUCUGUGAAAAGCAUUCCUGACCACCAGUCAAGUGGGAUCCAUAAAGACUUAUGUGCCUAAAGGAGUGUUUAAGGUGAAUUACCUUUCUUUUCUGUCUUUUUUUUUAUUUUUUUUUUUUAUGUUUUGGGUGUGGGAGGGUGGGGGUUAAUGUCAUGUCAACGUACGUUUUGCUCGUUGUUUUAUUGUCACAGGUCCGAGGCUUUAUUUUUAUGAUCACAGUUUUGUAAAUUAAGAUACCAGUGAAGUGUUUCUCCCUCCCUAAUAGUCUCAUGAGGUAGCGAAGGCUGCUGCACUGUGAUUGUCUGCUCAAGGGGUAGAGCGGCCUGGUGGCAGGAGCAGCCUCUUAUCUUCGCCAUUGCAGUUGCGUUAAAUGCUCACCUGGCUUUCGUUCGCUGUCCGGCAGCCCUGCAUACAUUUGAUGUCAUUUGAACGGUAGCGGUGAUCUUGCCAAGCUGAGUUACGGUUCAUUUGCAGGAUGUGAACAAAACUUGUAAGAAUGUCUUAAAGCUUUGUUGACACGAGUCUAAAAAACUCAACAAAAAAAAGUGUAAGAUUCUGUAAGGAAACAAAACAAUAUGUUAAGCCAUAUGUGGAGUUUUUUUUUUUUGUUGUGUGGGCUGUUUGUAGACAGGAUGGAUAUCCAGGUUGCUGAUGGUUUUUUAAGAUGAACAGAUUCAGACGGUGAAGCUGAGCUAGCAGAGCAUGGUUUGUACAGAGACAGAUCACAGUAUGGGUUAGAGCAGCCACGGCUUGUUGUGGCUUUGCUUGCAAAUCCAUAGCAUUGCCAGUUCAGUUCAGCACCGAGCGACAGACCGGGACAGUUGUCUCUCUUCCAACCAGAAUCCACUGAUUGAAGCAUCCUACCCAUCAUACGCAUGGUACACUAUCUCCUGGCUAUAAGCAUAUGUUGGCCAUCGGACAAUCUUAGACACAGUGUCGAAGAUGUAGACCAGUCGUAGUAAUAACUGUAAUAAUGUGAUUCAUCUGUGGUGUUGAACCAGUUUGUUAAUAGUUUCCAUCACUGCUAGUCUCCACGGCCCCUCACAUUUACAACAUUCAAGUUCUCCUUGACAUUUUCUUUGUUUUUGGGGUUGUCUCAAAGUAUUGAAUGUCAUUUCAGUGACAUGCUUCUCGUGAUAACACAGUGUCAUCGAUUGCGUAUGAAAAUGGAAAUUGAGUUUUUCUUUCCCAGGAUAUUUUCCAAGUGAAACCGUUGUCUGUUCAUGCACGUUGUAACCCAUUUUACUACUUGUCAUUUAUAGGCUGUGUUACAUCACUGUUGGCCAUUUUCCAAAGCAUCACAAAUGUUAUAUAUUUGAAAUACUUUUUUCCAGUCAUUUUACUAAGGAUAUACACUUUAGGAGACACUUCCAUCACUUAAUCCAUCACUGUGAAGAUUAUACAUACUGUCCGCUAUGUCAGUAUCUAUCAAAACAUCUAUUCAAAAUAGGGUUGUCGCAAUAUCGCGAUUUUCAUGAUAGCCAUGACAUUAAAAAAACAAAGUGUUGAUGUUGUGUUACUAAUACACACAUGAUAUUGUCUGAAUGAUCCAGCGAAGAUGUUUGGCCCUCAGCUGGCGUUCAUCUGGUUGCCUUCUCACUAAUAAUUGAGUACUUAUCUCUCCACCUCCCUCUGCUCGUAUUUUGACAGUAAUUUAUUUGCCAGAAACGAGACGAAUCACGGUCAACACAGUUGACUUGAUUGCAAGCAUUUAUUAAGCAUUAUUACUUAAAUAUCUAUAGAUAUCACGAUAAAAUGGUUAUCGGGAAUUGGUUUGACUAUGAUAACUGUGUUCUGGCAUCAUGACAGGCAUAAGGUAGAUCAAUUCACCAAAGCCAGAGAUGUCCCCUUUUUUUCCUUCAACACAAGUAGCUGCUAAUAAAACCUUGCGCUGGGAGCCUCAAGCAGAGAUGACACCCCGACUGACACUGAGAGAUGUUUCAGAUCGUUGCCAGCCGAUUUUCAUGCCAUACAGAAAAAGAAUGUGCUGCCUGGGAGAUAAACCCUCCCGAAACACUAUGGUUUGCUUUGAAAAAUGGUUCGCCGUGAUGUUUCAUCGAUGUGACUAGCGGUAAAACUGGUAAAACACGCAAGCUCCAGUCCAUAUGUGGUCCACCUUUAGAAUGUUUUUAUGUGUUUGCAUCAUUUCUUAGUAAGUCAUCUUUCAGAUCUUGCUUCAUACAGUAUUGCCUUGUCUGGCUUACAUCAUGUUCUUAUUCAUCUCAGCUCUGAGUGUUUCAGAUUAACAACCACACUGUUUUGUCUUUGUCCUUUUUUUUGUUUUUUUCUUGGAAAGCCUGUGCACUCACAUAUGAGACAAGUCUCCUUUGGAAUCAUUCACACGGGACAUUUAAAGAAAAAAAAAAGUUAAAGUCGAACUGACAUAAUGUGCUAGUUACUGUGGUAACAGCUGUGUGUCCUGUGUGUACUGAUGAUAUAACUGACAAGUGUACAGUAGGUGUCCAGUCAUAUGCAAGCCUAUUACACUAGUUGAGUGCAGUUACUUUAAAGAAAAUGUCAAAGGAAUUUGGACAAUGUGUCAAGUUUGAAGUCUUUGGCUGGUAAAAGGAUCACUAUGUUGUGUGAUGAUUUCAUGUCAAAAAGAAGGUCAAAAGAACGAACGAUACUGCAUUCUCAUUAAUAUUCAUUUAGGCCCUGAGGUAUAACUGCCAUGUUAGUUGCAUCACCAAUGCCAACAAAAGUGCCUUCUGUUUGAUCACUAGGCCUUGAGCCAAAGACGAGCAACAGUAAUCGCCUUGCAAAAUGAAGAAUGGUAUCUAUAACAGGCACUCCUGCUUGCCUUCCUUAAAAUGUAAUCUGAUAAAUUUGGUAAUUCCCAAAGAUUUGAUCUGACCAGUGCAAAAGUCCAUUCAGAAAUAGCCAAACAAAAAUGCCCUGUCAAAUCAAUGGCCGUUCCUUUUCUCCUUCCUGAACUCCACUAUAUAAUUAUCAUCUUUAUUUUGUCUAGCUAGGACAUGUUUGUUAGCUGAGAAUACACUCUUGUUUAAACUACAUGAUUGUAAUGUUCUUUUUCAUCAUUAAUUAUGCCCUUUAGCUGUAUAGACUGUUAACAUUCUGGGUUGUUUUAGUUAAAAAAAAAACAAAUAAAAGUUGAGGGGUUGGAGGGCUAGGAAUCCAUGUGUCAGCAUAAAAUGAUUACUACAUUUCUUUGUGGAGGAAAACUUACUGGGUUUGCUUCUGUAUUGCCAAAUAUGUUUUAAAAUGCUGUAUUUUCUUACAUGGAAAAGUGUUACAUGAAUGGUAGGAGGGUUCAAAAAAGAAAAAAAUAAUCGGUUUAAAAUCCAGCUUACUUUAAGGGAAAACUGUGGAAAAAGGUUGACAUGAGAACAUUUUUAAUUGUGUCAUUGUCAUGUGGAAAUGAUCUACCAUUAAAACAUUCCCUCUGAAACAACCUGUCACUUCAAGUUAUUUGAAUCAAAUGAAAUGCUGUCAAGGAUGUGGUUAGUGACUGAAGUGACUGCUAAAUUCCUAAUGAGUGAGGGAAGUUACAAAAUCUGUCCUCUUGUUUUUGUUUUUUUUUAAAGCAACACUAUGUAGAAUUUUCACAGUUUGUGAGUGCAUCACCGCUGUCAUAAAUACAAAUCCCAGGUCUGUAACAACUUGUCAGAUGUAAUGUAGGUGCUGUCUACGAGAAAAAACUCUUUACGUUAUAAUAAUGCUAUGUGUUGAAAACUUGUACGUUGAAGUAAACAUGUAUGUAACGCUGUGAUCCUACCCCUCGCGCUGAAGUUACAUAGUGCAGAAACAAGUGACGGGGGGGGGGCGAAGUGGCUGAGACAGACACACCAUUCACCCUAUUACAAGACACUGUUCCAUCAACAUGAUUUAUAAGCUGUUCAUUUAAGGUGAAAAGUUACAUAAUGUUGCUUUUAAGGUUGAGAUCCAGUAACAAUAAAAUGUUUUGGUCUGAU
Molecule: messenger RNA, 5690 nt
Organism: Acanthopagrus latus (yellowfin seabream)
Lineage: Eukaryota; Metazoa; Chordata; Actinopteri; Spariformes; Sparidae
Gene: vkorc1l1
Product: vitamin K epoxide reductase complex, subunit 1-like 1
Exons: 3
Coding region: 78-638 (186 amino acids)
Biological process (GO): peptidyl-glutamic acid carboxylation; vitamin K metabolic process
Molecular function (GO): vitamin-K-epoxide reductase (warfarin-sensitive) activity
Source: RefSeq, a predicted model, not a curated record